AUGGAUUAUGUGGUAGAAGAUGAGAAGAAACACGAUCAACGUCUUGAAGAAACGAUGAAGAUAUUUGAAUAUGGAGGUGAUCGGUGUCUUCAAAAAACGAUCAAGAUCAAGAAGCGGCCACCACGGUGCCAUGAUGAUGAGAAGAAACACGAUCAGCGUCUUGAAGAAACGAUGAAGAUAUUCGAAGAUGGAGGUGAUCGGUGUCUUCAAAAAACGAUCAAGAUUAAAAAACGGCCACCACGGUGCCAUGAUGAUGACGACAAUGAAGAUGGUGAUGGGGGGUGUGUUCAGGAGAAAAAGAAGCUGAGGAUGAAGAAGAUGAUGGAUAGGGCAAGGUGUCCGUCUCUCCAUGCAACACCAGAGCUCCCUGUCAUCCUCAGGAAUCGGAUCAAGAUACGACAAAGUUUCCUCACACCUGAAGAGAACGAGAGGUUGAACUCAGGAGGAAACGGAAAAAAAUGUGUAGAUAUGGAAGUGAUGUUGAUUAAGCCCUCCCUUCAUCGGGAAACCAUCAGUCUGAGGAAGUGGAACAUGAAGAAAGCUUCCGGAAAUUCUACCUCAAUGUAUGUGUUGGUGACUAAUUGGAAAUCGGUUACGGAAAGGAAUAACAUGAAGGAAGAUGAAACGGUGCAGCUCUGGUCUUUUCGAAUCAAGUCCAAGUUGGGUUUCGCUCUUGUAAAGAGAAGACUACAAGAUGAUCCUAGGAAUUGUUCAUUAAGGGGUACCCUGGAUAGCUGA
Messenger RNA from Vitis vinifera (wine grape), 738 nucleotides. RefSeq lists its product as uncharacterized. The record is from RefSeq and is a predicted model, not a curated record. Gene Ontology annotation, molecular function: DNA binding. Lineage: Eukaryota; Viridiplantae; Streptophyta; Magnoliopsida; Vitales; Vitaceae. The transcript has 2 exons. The coding region runs from base 1 to 738 and encodes 245 amino acids.